UCACCUUUCAAAUCAGCCUCAUAGUUUUAUUUAUUUAGUUUUUAUUUUUAUUUUAAACGUCGGGUCGUUACGUCACCACUCCGCCCCGCCCCGCCCUCCUCCUUUGGUCCCUGAACUCCGCGCGAGCUCUCCGCCAGUAGUGAGUCCUCCGCCGCCGCUGAGCGUGUCUGCGCGCAUGCACGGAGCCGAAGUGCAGACACGAAGCAGAGCCGGAUUGUCUCUUUAAUCGGAUGAAGGAAACCUCUGGAUUACGGAGUUUGUUUAUUGUUUAUUCUAACCGCUGUCUGUAAAAACAACAACAAUCAUGUCUCGGAUUCCUGAAGGUGUGAACAAGCUCACAGAAAGUACAUAUAAGAAUGUGAUGGAGCAGUUCAACCCAGGUCUGAGGAACCUGGUCAACCUCGGGAAGACCUACGAGAAAUCCGUGGCAGCCAUGACUCUCGCCGGAAGGGCCUAUUUCGACGCCAUUUCGAAGCUGGGAGAAGUCGCCAUCGUCUCUCCGGCCUCCAGAGAGCUCGGGGUCGUCCUUAUGGAAAUUGCUGAAGCACAUCAGACGAUCCACAACGAACUUGAUGAGAACUUCAAGAGGUUCCACAAAGACAUCCUUUCAGAACUGGAGAAGAAGACGGAGGCAGACACCAAGUACAUGACCGCCACCUUCAAGCGCUACCAGACGGAGCACAAACUGAAGCAGGACUCCCUGGAGCGCUCUCAAACCGACCUGAAGAAGCUGAGGCGGAAGAGCCAGUCCAAGCACUCCUCCAAGUACGACCAUAAGGAGAAUGAGUAUUUGGAGACCAUUUCAUCCCGCCAAACGGAUAUGCAGAGGUUCAUUGCAGAUGGUUGUCGAGAGGCCCUACUGGAAGAGAAGAGGCGUUUCUGUUUCCUUGCAGACAAGCACUGCUUGUUCUCCUACCAGAUCGGCAACUUCCAUGAGAAAGCCAAAGAGGUUCUGUCCGAAAACAUCUCGAGGUGGCAGGAGAAAUGCACGGACAUCAACAAAGUACCGGAAACUCUGGUGACAAUGAUAAAUGGUCUUUCUGUUAUUCCGGAGCACACGCCUAAGGCUGAACGCCCCACAAGGAACCACGUGAGGCCCAUGUCACCUCCUCCAGCGCCGCCUUUGAAGGCUCACGUCAGUCCGCUGGCCAACAUGUUUAACCCCGACACCAGACCUCAGCGGAUGUCCUCCUCAGACCUUAAUGCAGACCUGGGCAGCAUUGGAGAAGGCUCUCUGUCCAGGUCCACAUCCCAGUCAUCUGGACUCAGCAUUGGCCAAAAAGUCAGAGUCAGGACCAUCUUUCCACACACGGCGGGGAACAGCGACACGCUCCUCAGCUUUGAAGAAGGGGAAAUAAUAACUCUGCUCAUGCAUGACGAGCAGGACGGUUGGCUGUACGGAGAGCUGGAGCGGACUCAGCAUCGAGGCUGGUUUCCAUCGUCCUACUGCAGACCCUACCAGGAGCAGCUAAUAUCUAACAGCAAUCUGAGCACGCCGGUGCGGAGUCUGAGCGAGUGCAGUCUGCCAGAGGAGGACGACGAUGUGUACGACUCCGUGCUGCUGCCUCCGCCAGACUACAGCGAUGACAUCCCCUCCAGCCCGGUGGUCCCCAUGAUGCCCUCACCGAACAACACAGUUUCUCUGAUGAAUGGAUCAGCAAAGCCCUCCUUUUUUGGAGAAGGGAAUCCAUUCGCCACAGUCAAGCUGAGACCGACUGUCACCAAUGACAGAUCAGCUCCAGCCAUCUGAAGAGGAGUCGGGGAAGAUCUCACUGGUCUUCGGUCUUUGGAGGAUCAAACUCUAAGCUACGCUCUGAAAAACCUCCUCAAAGUCAUCAUGAGUGUUAGGCUGAAUCAGAAUUCUUCUCCUUCCUUUACGGCUUCUCCCUGCUCCUACAUUUAGCCCUACGAACAGAGGGUUAUGGAAAAAUAGAGUUUAAAUUCGGACGUUACUCACACUUGACGAUGUCAUCAAUAGUCGCCGGUCAGCCACAUUAGCUGCUACGUUAGCGCUAGGGGUGUGUAUAUUCAAGAGUUGUUGUUUUGGUCGCGGUGUAGUGCUGCUCAAAGAAGGUCAGUGUGCUGCCAACUAGUGGUUGGAGGUUUAAGUGGAAAACAAAAGUAAAAAUACUGAUGAAUAAUUAAUUAGAUAUCGUCUUGUAAAUAUUUUAAAUAGAUAAAUAAGUAUGAAAUAUAGCCAAAUUGAUUUCCCCUACACCCCUAGUUAGCGUGCAUCUGCUACGUUAGCCCAUAGCUGCUACGGUAACGUUACGGGUUUGCAUUGGAAAAAAGUCUAGCGAUAUGAUACCCAAUACAUGUCCCACAUAUCGCGAUAUUCCCAAGACUAGAACAAUUUUCUUUAACUUUUCGGUACCCAUCCCAAGCGAAACCUUAGUACAUGUUUCAUGCUAACAAAAAACGUGAGGCUGACUGAACAUUUAACACAAGCGGGGUCUCGCGAGAUCUUGUUGUUUUGGUCGCGUUGCAGAGCUGCUCAAAGAGGCUCAGUGUGCUGCCAUCUAGUGGUCGGGGUCGAAGACAAAGUAAGAAGAUAAAAAAUGCUCAUAAACAGUUGAUUAAUUUUUUUCUAGUGAAGGUUUUAAAUUGAUACAAGUGUGGUCUAGGAAAAUAUGGUAAUGUAUAGCCAAAUUGAUUUUCUACUACACCCCUGGUUAGCGCGUAGCUGCUACGUUAGCAUGUAACUGCUAUGUUACUGCGUAGCUGCGACGUUAGCGUGUAGUUGCGACAUUAGUGCGUAGCUGCUAUGUAGCUGCUACGUUAGCAUGUAACUUGUAUGUUAGCAUGUAGCUGUUACAUUAGCGCGUAGCUGCUACAAAGUUGCUACGUUAGCGUGUAGUUGCGACAUUAGUGCGUAGCACCUACGUAGCUGCUACGUUAGGAUGUAACUGCUAUGUUAGCGUGUAGCUGCUACAAUAGCGCGUAGCUGCUACAAAGUUGCUAUAUUAGCGUGUAGCUGCUACAUUAGCGCGUAGCUGCUACGAAGCUGCUACGUUAGCAUGUAACUCCUGUGUUAGCGUGUAGCUGCUACGUUUGCGUGUAGCUGCUACAUUAGCGCGUAGCUGCUAUAAAAGCUGCUACGUUAGCAUGUAGCUGCUAUGUUAGCGUGUAACUGCUACAUUAGCGCGUAGCUGCUACAAAGUUGCUACGUUAGCAUGUAGCUGCUACGUUAACGCGUAGUAGUUGCAAUGUUAGCGCGUAGUUGCUAUGUUAGUGCCUAUUUGGAAAUACAUAAAAACAUUGGUUUUCUAACUUUAAAAAGGUCAUACUAAAACGAAAAUUCAUGACUUACAUUUAAAUGUUAACUUCUGCGCAUCAGAGCAAACCCACGUGAAAAGCGCUUCCCCUCUGCAGCACAGCGCGACGCGGCUCACCUACCGGCGGAGGGAAACAGAACUCAAAGUCCCUUCGCUUUACCCUUUCAGACACACUUUUACCUUCAAAUACUCCUUCAACUUGAGGGGUAGGGAGAAGCCGGAGGGGAAGAAUCACGAUUCGGCCUUCUCUUUUAAUGGAUUGACACUACCACUUAAAAUACAGUUUUGCUCAAUUUUAUCCAGAAACAGCUUGAGAGAAGGUUGGAGUAAAACAAGAAAAAAGUUUGUUGACAGUCUGUGCUGUAAAAGUCAUUCCAGAAUUAAGUUUUUGGACUUUUGGACCCCACUAAAAGGAUGCAUGGAAAAGAUAAAGCAGUGCCAAAGACUUCCUGCAGUAAAAGGAAGAAAAAAAUACUUUGCAUUGCACACGUGCAUCAUUUUAUUGUCAAAUUUUCACGUGCACGUGAAGGUAUUCAGCUCAGAUCCAGUCUUUGACAUAUACACCACGCAUGAGCUUAGCGGGUUUAUAAAAGUCCAGCUCGAAUACAAAUGUGGAACAUUUGAGUAACUUUUGAGUCGUGAUUCUUAUUUAUUUGCAAAUAAAAAUACGUUUUGUGGUCUGCUAUGAGGGGAAUGUAAAAAAAGUGAUUUUAGAAGUAAGACAAAUGACAGAGAACCUGGGCUGCCUUUCAUACAAAACAACUAUUUCUAUUUUUAUUAUAACUUUUUUGUAUAUUUUAAGAGACAUUUUGAAGUACAGAGGUGGUUAAAAUGAAGGGAGAGUACGUUGGGAAGGCUUGUAGAUAAAAUGACUAUUUAUAAAGAGGACAUUUUUAUGGAAAAAGCUCUGGACUCAUCCUGAGAGACACCGUGAUUGAGAUUUUACUCAUAUGUGGUCAAAUUUAGUAAAAAAAAAAAAAAAACGACACAUUUUAUUGUGACAAAAUUAUUACACUUUUCAUAUUUUCAUUGUUUUUUGUGCAAAAAAAACCAAAUUAAUUGUGGUUUACAGGUAGACGACUGUUUGUGAAUAAUGUGGCUUAAAGCUUUUUCCAUAUGAAUAUAGAGUCAUGAUGACAGCUGACUAAUCAAACUGCUUGUUGAUCACUAAUGUAAACCCUCGCGCUGGCGUUGCUGUUGCUAAAUGCUUUCCUCAAAGCCACUGUGUUGACCGUCGAGUCCUGUUUUCUCAAUAAAACACAAUAAAGUCUG
Molecule: messenger RNA, 4547 nt
Organism: Oryzias melastigma (Indian medaka)
Lineage: Eukaryota; Metazoa; Chordata; Actinopteri; Beloniformes; Adrianichthyidae
Gene: baiap2l1a
Product: BAR/IMD domain containing adaptor protein 2 like 1a
Exons: 14
Coding region: 305-1750 (481 amino acids)
Biological process (GO): actin filament bundle assembly; actin crosslink formation; positive regulation of actin filament polymerization
Cellular component (GO): cytosol; nucleoplasm
Molecular function (GO): protein binding
Source: RefSeq, a predicted model, not a curated record